ACAGAAACACUCGCCAAACACCACGUGCGGUGCGCCCGAGGUGCACGUGUAUUACGGAGCUUCUCUUGUUCGAGGUGGGAAAUAUUUUCUUUCUCCACCGAGUGCAGGGAGCUUUCGAGCGAUUCGCCAAAGUUUAUUAUUACCCGUCUCGAAGGUUUUACUGGUCGUUUUUGAAAAAGUAAAAUAAAGAAAGAAAAAAACAAAUCCGUUCCAGUUUCAACUAACGUUCGAUCAGCCGAAAAUCAUUCGUCGUCACUAUGAAGUGUGCGCUUGCUUUCAUGUUGUUGUAUGAUUAAAAGAAAAAAAAAAAAAGAAAAAAAGCUCCGUUGUCAAAAACGUCGGAUCGAUUGGGGGUGGAGAGUAAAAAAAAAUAUAUUUAUACAUAUGUACAGCUGUGGAAUCGCAUAGAACUUGAACAUUAUUUCUCGAGUGUGUAUUAAUUUGAAUCCGUGAAACGGUAUAACGAUAUUUAGAAAAUUAACGAUAAGCUCGUCCGGGGAAGACUGAGGUUUGAGAAGAAAUAAACGUAAAAGAAAUCUGCAACGUCGUCUACUGAAAACUUAUAGAGACGUACUCGCGGUGGAAAAAAUGACGAUGGACGUCAGCAAGACUGAACCAAAUAAAAAUGGUACCACUCAACAGGAAUGCGCCGGUUGCGGAAAAAGCAUAACCGAAAGAUAUUUACUGAAAGCUCUGGACAUGUACUGGCACGAGGAUUGUCUGAAAUGCGGAUGCUGCGACUGCAGACUCGGAGAAGUCGGUUCUACGCUCUAUACGAAAGCCAAUCUGAUCCUGUGUAAAAGGGAUUAUCUAAGGCUAUUCGGAAACACCGGUUACUGUGCGGCUUGCAGCAAAGUGAUACCAGCUUUUGAGAUGGUCAUGAGAGCGAGGACGAACGUUUAUCAUCUGGAAUGUUUUGCCUGUCAACAAUGCAACCAUCGAUUUUGCGUCGGCGAUAGAUUUUAUUUGUGCGAGAAUAAAAUAUUGUGCGAAUACGACUACGAGGAGAGGCUCGUGUUCGCAAACAUGGCUGGACUUCCUCCCCAAUCUUUGGCUCACAUGAAAAGACAGGUGACGCAUCUCCAACCCCUGGGUCCUCCCACCGGAUCUACUCAGAGGCAGACGAACGGAGAUGCGUCUCACAAUCACAACGGAUAUCCUCCGCCCCCGACGACGUCUCAUAACAGCGCCCUCAAUCAGCUGAAUGGUUUGAACGGAAUCAGCGCACAGUCACCGUAUGAAACCAAAUGACAAUCAAAAUAAUUCAGGAGCCGAAGACGUCGGUACAAGAAAUCGACGAUCGGAUCAACUUAGAACGAAAAUAAUUAACGGCCAAAGAAAAAUCAUUAAAUAAAAUUACAUGCAUAAUUAAAUAAGAUAAAUAAUCGCGAUUAAAAUAAACCCGAGCCGCAGCAAGGGACGAAUAAAUCAACGGAAAAUAAAAAAUAAAUUGUAACAAUAAAGUAUAAUCGUUAUUAACGAUAAUGCUAUAAAAAAAAAAAAUAUAUAUAUACAUCAGUUCCGACGUUAUGUUCAAUUUUCGACCGAUGAAAAAUCAAAUAAUAAUCACAACAAUGCUUGCAUCCCUUACGUCGCCGUGGCGCGCGUAUGGCUCGCUUUGGCAAGAAUCGUAUGAAAUAAAUAAGAUUUAUUCGAUGCAGCCGAGAAACUGUGCCCAUCGCGUGUCGGGUACAUAGGUGUAUGAGAAAAAAGCGGCGGGGGUAUAAAGCCCGGGAGAGUCAUACGUCAGGGGUGACUUAGCAUUGUUUCAACUUUGAAUCUCCCGCGCACGAGUCCAGAUUGAUGCGGAAAACUUUUCGUUGCCUUAUUUGUUAGUCAGAUAACGAACCUGAGUUAUGUCAAAAGUUUGAACACUUUUAUCGUAAAUGGGGGAUGUUUUAUUUUCGCUCUACCUCGCGCUACAGCCAUACCCGAAUACAUGUAUAUAACGUACCAUACGUUUUUCAGAAUAAAUUGCCCUCCCCGCGAUCUAUUUGCGAUUCCGCUGCAGAAAGUCGGUGCAAUUUUGCGCUGCGCCGCUGUUUGCCGGAUAUGAAGAAAAAAAAUCGUUAUCACUCAUCGAUUGAUUUGUUUAUAAAUAUAAAAUUAUGCACAAUGUACUGCACGGUUCAACGUACGUACAUACAUAAAAAUUUAACGAUUAAAAAUAAAGAAAUCAAAGGAAUAAGUAAAAAAUCAAUAUAAAUCAUAGAAUUGGAUCGAGUACACGUAAAUGUUCCUAAUUUAUAGUGUAAUCUAUUGUUAGAAA
This is a messenger RNA of Athalia rosae (coleseed sawfly), 2269 nucleotides long. Its product is annotated as LIM domain only protein 3-like. The record is from RefSeq and is a predicted model, not a curated record. Gene Ontology annotation, molecular function: transcription coactivator activity; DNA-binding transcription factor binding. Bases 589 to 1251 code for a protein of 220 amino acids. Gene Ontology annotation, biological process: positive regulation of transcription by RNA polymerase II. NCBI's taxonomy places the organism in Eukaryota, Metazoa, Arthropoda, Insecta, Hymenoptera, Athaliidae. The transcript is spliced from 6 exons. Gene Ontology annotation, cellular component: nucleus.